UACAGCAUGAUCUCUUGCAAAUUUUUUUUUUUUUCCCAUUUCUUUGUUAAAGCAUGCUAUCAUUCAUGUUGCUUCCUUCCAUUCAUCUCUUUCUUUCCUCUCUCUCUCUCUCUCUCUCUCUCUCCGGGUUUUUCAAGACAGUGCCGCUCUGCUGCUCUACAUCACAGCCACUGUUUCCCACUCUCCUCUCUUCCACUCAGCUUCGCUCCUCUCCUCUUCUCUCUGCUCCUCUCCACUCAUUCGGACCGCAUGCUCCCAGUCAUCCCAGUCAUCACUGGCACUGUUGGGUCUGUGUGGCCAGUGGAAGUGGACCCGGACACCCUGAAGGUGUUUUCCCGAUCCAGUGGAUUUGUGGGGAGGGAAGGGAGGGCUGGGAGGGGGUGCAGGUGAAGAGCUCUGUGUCGGGGAGGAAACAGGUUGCGUGGCUUUGCGGCAGGAGCUGAGGAGGGUCAUGCUUCAUGAGUUAAGUGGAUUUCGGACCGAGACCCCUCGCGCAUUGCUGCCCCAAUGUGGGGCCCUUUUCCGGAUGGCGGGAACGUCCGGCCGGGAGCGAUGAACCAGCUGGAUGCUCCUCGGCCACUCAACUGGACCAUACGGAAACUGUGCCAUGCAGCCUUCCUUCCAUCUGUGCGCCUGCUUAAGGCACAGAAAUCAUGGAUAGAGAGAGCUUUCAGCAAGAGAGAAUGUGUGCACAUUAUUGUAAGCACCAAAGACCCCCAUAGGUGCUGUUGUGGCCGUCUAAUUGGUCAACAUGUUGGCCUGCCCCCCAGCAUCUCAUCCAAUCAGAAUGAGAAGUCGGAGCGUGUGCCAAAGAAUGACGGCUUGUCAGAGAAGUGGUCCAUCAGCAAGCACACCCAGCUCAGUCCCACUGACGCCUUUGGAACCAUUGAGUUCCAGGGAGGUGGACAUUCCAACAAAGCAAUGUAUGUACGAGUGUCUUAUGACACUAAGCCAGACUUACUGCUGCAUCUGAUGACAAAGGAGUGGCAACUGGAGCUUCCCAAACUGCUCAUCUCUGUUCACGGAGGACUUCAGAACUUCGAGCUGCAGCCCAAACUCAAGCAAGUCUUCGGCAAGGGUCUCAUCAAGGCAGCCAUGACCACUGGGGCCUGGAUCUUCACUGGAGGAGUUAAUACUGGAGUCAUAAGGCAUGUUGGUGAUGCUCUAAAAGACCACGCUUCUAAAUCGAGAGGGAAGAUCUGUACUAUCGGUAUUGCCCCCUGGGGGAUUGUAGAGAACCAGGAAGACCUGGUGGGCAAAGAUGUGGUCCGGCCAUAUCAGACGAUGUCUAACCCUCUUAGUAAACUAACGGUACUCAACAGCCUACACUCCCACUUCAUUUUGGCUGAUAAUGGCACCACCGGAAAGUACGGAGCAGAAGUCAAACUGCGCAGACAGCUAGAGAAGCACAUCUCUCUACAAAAGAUCAACACACGGAUUGGACAGGGUGUUCCAGUGGUGGCUCUGAUAGUGGAGGGGGGUCCUAAUGUGAUCUCUAUCGUGCUUGAGUACCUGAGAGACACUCCUCCUGUGCCCGUGGUGGUGUGUGACGGCAGCGGUCGUGCCUCUGACAUCCUGGCCUUUGGGCAUAAAUAUUCAGAGGAGGGCGGAAUCAUAAAUGAAUCUUUGAGAGACCAGCUACUAGUCACCAUUCAGAAGACGUUUACAUACAGCCGGACGCAGGCCCAGCAUCUCUUCAUCAUCCUGAUGGAGUGCAUGAAGAAGAAAGAACUGAUAACAGUGUUUCGGAUGGGAUCAGAGGGACACCAGGACAUUGAUCUGGCCAUUCUAACAGCACUUCUGAAAGGGGCCAAUGCAUCAGCUCCAGAUCAGCUGAGCCUGGCUUUGGCCUGGAACAGAGUUGACAUCGCUCGAAGCCAGAUCUUCAUUUAUGGACAGCAGUGGCCUGUGGGCUCUCUAGAGCAGUCUAUGCUGGACGCACUGGUGCUGGACAGAGUGGACUUUGUGAAGCUGUUGAUUGAGAAUGGAGUGAGCAUGCACCGCUUCCUGACGCUGUCCAGACUUGAAGAGCUCUAUAAUACGAGGCAUGGUCCAUCCAACACCUUGUUCCACCUUGUCAGAGAUGUGAAAAAGGGUAACCUGCCCCCUGACUACCGCAUCAGCCUGAUUGACAUCGGAUUGGUAAUGGAAUACCUCAUGGGCGGAGCCUAUCGCUGCAAUUACACCAGAAAGAGAUUUCGGACCCUCUAUCACAACCUUUUUGGACCCAAAAGACCAAAAGCCCUGAAGCUGCUUGGAAUGGAGGAUGACAUGCCUAUUAGACGAGGACGUCAGAAGACCACAAAGAAGCGAGAGGAAGAAGUAGACAUUGACCUGGAUGACCCAGAAAUCAACCACUUCCCUUUCCCUUUCCAUGAGCUGAUGGUUUGGGCAGUGCUGAUGAAGCGGCAGAAGAUGGCCCUGUUUUUCUGGCAGCAUGGCGAGGAGGCCAUGGCUAAAGCGCUGGUGGCUUGUAAGCUUUGUAAAGCAAUGGCCCACGAAGCGUCAGAGAACGACAUGGUCGAUGACAUUUCACAGGAGCUCAAUCAAAACUCAAGGGAGUUUGGUCAGCUGGCUGUUGAGCUGCUCGAUCAGUCGUAUAAGCAGGAUGAACAGAUGGCCAUGAAGCUGUUAACCUACGAGCUGAAGAACUGGAGUAAUGCCACCUGUCUGCAGCUGGCAGUGGCUGCCAAGCACAGGGACUUCAUCGCCCACACCUGUAGCCAGAUGCUUCUCACCGACAUGUGGAUGGGACGUCUGCGUAUGCGCAAGAACUCUGGCCUAAAGGUUAUCUUAGGCCUUCUCCUACCCCCCUCCAUAUUGAGUCUUGAGUUUAAAAAUAAGGACGAGAUGUCGUAUAUGCCUCAGGAUCAGGACACCUACCUGCAGGAGAAGGAUGUGGAUGAACCUGAGAAACAAGCUAAGGACAAAGAGGAGGACGACAUGGAGUUCACAGUAAGAUCUUACUGUGAGACGCAGUACAACUCCGUGGCUAUGCUGGGAAAUGUCAGUUCAGAAGCAUCGCGUAAGAAACAGGUGGAACAGGUUCAGAACCGUCAUCGGCUGAUUCCAUUGGGUCGCAAAAUUUACGAGUUUUACAAUGCCCCUAUCGUCAAGUUCUGGUUUCACACGCUGGCUUAUGUAGGAUACUUGAUGCUCUUCAACUAUAUUGUUCUGGUGAAGAUGGACCUGUGGCCCUCUCCUCAGGAGUGGAUUGUUAUUGCAUACAUUUUCACCAAUGGUAUCGAGAAGAUGAGAGAGAUCCUCAUGUCAGAGCCGGGGAAGCUCCUCCAGAAGGUGAAAGUAUGGUUGCAGGAGUACUGGAACAUCACGGACCUCAUGGCCAUCCUCAUCUUCUCCUUUGGGAUGGUGCUUCGCCUGCAAGACCCGCCCCUGAUGAGCUACGGGAGGGUCAUUUACUGUGUCAAUAUAAUCUAUUGGUACAUAAGACUGCUUGACAUCUUUGGAGUGAACAAAUACCUGGGUCCAUAUGUCAUGAUGAUCGGGAAGAUGAUGAUUGACAUGAUGUAUUUUGUGAUCAUCAUGUUGGUGGUGCUGAUGAGUUUCGGCGUUGCACGGCAGGCUAUCCUCAAUCCCAAUGAGGACCCGUCCUGGAUGCUGGCACGCAACAUUUUCUUCAUGCCGUACUGGAUGAUCUACGGAGAGGUGUUUGCUGACCAAAUCGACCAUGUGAAUAGUAGGAAGCUACAGCACAAAGUGAAUGACAAACUCUGGCUGGUCGAAAAUUACUUUCGCACUCAAGGAACUGGGCGUAACAGUGCUCCAUGUGGCCAGAACAUCACCACAGAAGAAGGAGUCAUCGUGUCUCUCCCACCCUGCAAAACCGGAGCUUGGAUUAUUCCAGCCAUCAUGGCCUGCUACUUGCUGGUGGCCAACAUCCUUCUGGUUAAUUUGCUCAUUGCUGUCUUUAAUAACACAUUCUUUGAAGUGAAGUCCAUCUCCAACCAGGUUUGGAAGUUCCAGAGGUACCAGUUGAUCAUGACCUUCCAUGAACGUCCUGUCCUUCCUCCUCCUCUCAUCAUUUUCAGCCACAUAACUAUGGUCCUCAAACACCUUUGCUGUCGCUGGAGGAAACAUGAUGAGGAUGAGCGGGACUAUGGGCUGAAGCUCUUCAUUACUGAAGAUGAACUGAAGAAGGUACAUGACUUUGAAGAGCAGUGCAUGGAGGAGUAUUUCAGAGAGAAAGAUGACCGCUUCAAUUCCUCCAAUGAUGAGAGGAUACGUGUGACAUCUGAAAGGGUGGAGAACAUGGCAAUGCGUCUGGAGGAAGUGAACGAGAGGGAACAUUUCAUGAAAGCGUCCCUGCAGACUGUGGAUAUCCGGCUUGCCCAGAUGGAGGAGAUGAUCGGCCGCAUUGCUGUGGCACUGGAGCGAGUUGCUGGUAUGGAUCGAGGCGAAGUCAACAAAGCCCGUUCCAGGACAUCAUCUGACUGCACAGAUACAAAUUACAUCCUGCGGCAGAGCAGUUUCAACAGCCAAGAAGGCAAUUCCUACAGGCUACAAGAGUCUCUGGAGCAGGGUGGAGAGGAAUCCAUGUCUCCUACAUCUCCGACCGCUCUAGCCCCACGUGUCCGCAGUCACUCCUUUUACGUAAGCCACUCCUCCAAGGAUAGGAGCGGAGCGGAUCGAGGAGAAGGCUUCUUUAAAGACAGACUGUUCAGCCUCCAUCGGGCCAACAGCUCACAGUCUGUGUCCUCAGGAGCAGGUCCCAAAGAGUCCAAGCCCACACCUUUGAAUACUUUAUCUGUGCAGCAGCAGCUUCGCCCUUCUUCCUGCAUAGAUAUCUAUGUUUCUGCCUCAGAGGACGUCCCGCCCACUGAGAGCUUCUUGGAGCCAGUCCGGACAGUUCCAACUCUCGCUCGAGACUCAUCUCUCCAUUCUGAGAUCAUGGAGGUGGUGCUCUCAGGGGGGCGGGACUGCAGCAGAAGGGCAGGUGGCAGCGAAAGACAGUCGGAUGGUACGGUCCUGUUUGAGGACAGUGCCGCCGCUGACCUAUCGCUCUGCUCUGCCAACCUGCUGCCGGAUACCUUGCCCCCCUGGGACCUGGACCCCUCGCCGCCACCAUCAGCUGGCAUUCUCGAGAGGUCCAAGAGCAGCCGCUUCCUGUCUGCAGCAGGGCCUUUGUUUCUGGACGAGCCGCCAUUGGUUAAGUCGCACAGCCUGAUGUUCACAUCACGUGGCUACUAUGGCGGCAUGGGUGUGCAAGUGAAGGCGGCCGAAUAUACCAGCAUAACAGAUUGCAUCGACAUCCGUUGCGUCUCUACCCCUUACCCUGUCCCAGAGAGGUCUGACUCCCCUGGUGGCUCUUUCACAUUCGAUAAACCCCAGGACCUGGGUGUCUCACACCCUGAGAGAGACGCCGAGCUCAGUCACACAGAAUCUGAUCUGGAGGAACCCGCAGAGGGGUCAGCAGACACAGGUAAGGGGGGUCAAAGCAGCAGUGGUGGAAUAGGUAGAGACCUGGGCUUGGGCCUCGCGCUUGGCCCAUUUUGUUCGCCGAUAUCUAGACUAGAGCGAGCAAACAGUUGCUCCUCUUCGGAGGAGUCCCACUCCAACAUCUACUCCCGAAAGAGCUUCUCCAUUAGUGAGAGAAUGGACAAGGGUCGUGGGAGCUCAAGGAAUCCUUUCCAGAAGGCCAGAGCCGGGACAAGUCUGGAGGGUAAGACAGACUCGCUGUCCAUGAGGAAACUGACCAAACCCUUGGCGUUCCAAAGUUUUGACAGCAGACAAAACUACACGUGAUGAUGGCAUACUAGUAGUGAUGCCACUGUAGAUCUAGUUCCUGUAGGAUGGCUCUACCUCGUUUAAAAUCCAAGGGCCAGUCCGUUAAUUAGUACCGUCUGAGUGAGUAAUUAGCUGUACACUGGAAUGUUUUAUCAUGGGUGUCAACUUUUCUGUUAUAACACUGCAAUGCAAAGUGUUCUUUAAAAUUCAUAGACUCGGAUGACCACUGCCCUAAGGCCAACAUUAGUUCCCAGGAGAGGUGAAAACAUUGAGGGCCUGUUAAUACUAAGAUGAAUGUUCAGUAUGAAAAAUAAAAAGUAAUUUGAGUGAACGGCUGUUAAUGCAGGAUUUUAUUUUUGGAGAGGUUUCCAGUAACUUUUUCAUGCCACAGCAAAAAAAAUAUAAAUAAAUAAAAACUAGCCAAACAAUAAGCUUUUUGGAAACAUGCCCACAGCCACUGCUGUUACAGAACUUAAGGGGCAGUCACAGUACACUUUUCGUUCCACUGACUUCCAUUCAAACGCAAGCGAAUGAACAUGCAAAAAACAUUAGCUGCCUUCCACAGUUCAAGUUUGGUUAACUCUGAUAUGCAACCAAUAGAAGAUCGGAACAUAAUGGAAUUUUUUUGUAGCUGAAUUAAAAGAACAUACAUUUUUAAGUGGUGAAUUUAAGUUUUUUAAAAGACACUUCAGAGUGUGACAUCAUAUCACAACAAAUUUUGUAUGCUCAAAGUGAGACCUCGAAUUUAGUGGCACUCGGCAACAGAGUAUUUUGCAGAUCUUUCCUCAGAUAUUUACUGUUGCUUUGGAACCAGCUAUUGGCUCUGUACUCCUGUAUUUGAUGUUGUUUGAUAAAUAAAAAGUAUUUGGAUGCGAAAACAGAGCUAUUUUGACUCUGUGUGACAGGUGAGCUUCAGAAAUGAGAAGUAUUCAUUUUUUAAAAAGCAUUUUAUGUACCAGGGUAACAUUUCUCCUUGUGUAUAAGUGCCACCUACUGUCAGGGAGUGAUUUUCUAUUUUCAUUCAGCUUUUGUCUGCCAUUUUUGUCAAACUGUAGGUCUGAAAACACAACUUCCACUUGGAACUGAAUUUUUGUGCUGAACAUUUGUGUUGGUGUGAACAGGCCUUAACACAACCUUGCAAUGCAACUUACUGUUUUAGCUUAGAUGAAUCACCCUCGACACAGCAUGAAUCAUGCACUCUCUUCAUAUACUGUGUAUCUCCUACAGGCCAGAUAGAGGUUGAAACAUAUAUGAAAAUAGGACUUUGACAGUUACAAAAAUGUAAUGCUCAAGUUUGUUGUGUAUACAAAGAUUUGUUCUGUCAACCCACACACUAGAUAAGCUGAACGUACACAUAUCUUCCUGAAGAUGUUGAAUGUAGAGUAUAAUUGGUUUUAUGAUGACAAAAUUAACCUUUAGGAGCCUUGAAAUACUUCUUGGCCCAUGUGGGUGUAUACAUCUGCAUUCAAAAAGCUUCAUAAUCAUACAGCAGACAGUAACGUUAUAUGAGGUAUCUGAAUAAAGCAUAAGUUUGUGCACAACUUCAACUCUCACUAUUAAACAGAUACAUUUUAAAUCUUUAAAUGAAUAUGUUUUGUCUUUUUUUUUAGUCUGUAUUGUUCCAAAUAUAUCACAGCAGGGCACCCAUUUGAGUAUAUCUAAAUAAAAGUAACCAGCUGAACCCUACAGUAACAGCAUGUUUGGUAUGGAAUGCUAGUUUACUGCUAACCGCGCUAUAUAAACUGUAUACUGCAUACUACUUAAUAGUAGUAUGUGGAAGAAGUAAACAGUAUAUGAUGAUAAGUGUUUCAAACAGUAGUAUGCUGCUUUGAUGUCAUAUAACAUGUCUAUAUUGCAAGUUCAAUUUGGAAAUACCUAUUUAACUAAAUUUAAUGUAAAAAUGUUCAACUUCAAAUGAACAGUCAAGCACAUUGAACAGUAUUAUGCAGUGCAUUCAGAUUGUGACUGCAGGUAGCAGGUCAUUUAAUAAUUCCCAUUCAUAAAAAAAAAGUGCUGCAGUGGCAAAAUAUAUAGUAGUGUGAUAGUAUGCCAUUCCAAACAUACAUUUCAGACUGAUGCAAAUACAUAGAGAACCUUUCAAAAAUGGAUUUAAAAUCAAAAUGCCUGGUUGUUUUUAUUUAAGUGUACGUUGUUUUACACAGAACAGGUAAUAUAUUUUGACUUGCUAUGCAAGAUGCCACAGAGAGUCAGUCGGGUCGGUCAGUAAGAAGUGUUAUGCACUUUAAAGCAGGAAUUCAUUAUGCACACGUCUCAUCACUAAUCAACCUGAUAGUGCAGUGUUUAAUUUAGAAAGAUAUUAAAAGCAUGUCAGCACAGUUGAGACAAGGACCCCUUCAAUAUUAAAAAUAUGUCAUUCUGUGUUAUCAUUAUGGAAGGACAUAAUAAACACCAGUACAUAAUAUUCUCUUCUAUUUUAAGCAAGUUAUAUGCCUUGACGAUUCUCUUCCUCUUUUAUGGUUAAUCAAGAAAUAUAUUAAUGUGUGGAUUAUUGUUUAUAAUGAAAAAAAGUUUUUAUCAUAGUGGGCAUUUUUCUGACUUGUCCAUUUUUAAAAACUGCAUCUAAAUACAUCAAUCAAUCACUUUAAUUAAAGUAGAACGAUUACUACUCGACAAUACACUGUUUUAAAUUGCUGUUUGACUUAAAUCAAAUGAAACGGUGCAGUUUAAAGCAAUACACAAAUGUGCUUUGUAUCUCUGGCAUUAAUCCAGUGUACUAUUCAAUGUAGUCACUUUUUAGUAAAUAAAUUACUCCAGCCAUUCCGUUUCCACCAUAUGUAUCAUUAAUACGAUGUAUUUUAUUUGCCUUACCAAUGUGCAAUACUGCUAAGAGAUUUGAAAACAUUUAUUACAGUCACAGUGUUCUGAGAUGUAUAAAUGUUCACUUGGUGUUAGAGCUUGUACUGUAUGUGAACCAAAAGCAAAAUACUUAAAGACAUUAUUUUAUUUUUUGUGCAUAGCAGUAAUUUUUAAUCACUGUGGUUUUCAAAUAUCCAAUGAUCUUAUUAUUAAUAUUAGUACGACAUUCACUAUGUUAAUCAGAUUUGCUUCAUUUUGUAUGAUUUCAAGCUUGAUUUCCUAUUUGGGCCUGCUGUCCUUCACAGGGAAGGAGCUAACACUUUUACAAGAUGAUUAUACUGCAAUGAGCCUUAAAUUGGAGGUGAAAUGAACAUGUGAACAAUUAUGGGCCUUUAAAACAUGCUGUAUUAUUUUGGAUAAUGUCUUUUAACAAAGCCUCUUGUUGGACUGGUUCCAGCAUAAGAUGGAGAAAGCAUCUGAUCUUUUAAGUUACUGAAUGCAAGUUUAUCUCACUAUCCUCCGGUUUGCUUUCUUGUUAAGAGAUUUUGUUUGGGAUACAAGAGCAAGCAUAUUUAUGACACUUGUUUUUCCAAAUGUAAAUGUUCUGUAUAUGAACUGUAAAUCUUUCAGUGGAUGUAAAAAACGAGUUUAAUAUAAUAAUAGGAUUUUACGAGAAUGCUUCUGUGUUUGAUAGAAGACAUUACACUAUGACAACCUACCCAGUGUGCCAAAAUGACAUGACAUAACUUUAUGUACAGUAUUUUCUUAAUAUUUUCCUAUACUGUAGCAUAAAAAGUUGUGAAUUGUAUACCACUUUAGUCAAGUUUCCCCCUCCACUUCUUUUUAAACUUAUUAGUGAGCACUUGUCUGCUAACAAGUCCAAGCACAUGUUUUCUGCAAUAAUGCUGUAGUUUGAACGGAAAGGUCUUAUCUUACUUAGUGUCUUUAAAAUGCAUGUUGUUCUUCCAAAAGAUGAGAGAACAGAGGGAUCCGAGGACUCUUGUCCUACAAAAGAAGGCUAAGUAUUUGGAUGCAAAUACAAAUGUGUAUACUGUAUUCCUCAAUGUGAAUAAGAUGUUUGGCAUGUAUUAACAAAUAAAAGAAUAUAUAUAUAUAACUCAAAA
Carassius gibelio (silver crucian carp) is the source of this 9686-nucleotide messenger RNA. RefSeq names its product transient receptor potential cation channel, subfamily M, member 3 (gene trpm3). The record is from RefSeq and is a predicted model, not a curated record. The coding region runs from base 508 to 5763 and encodes 1751 amino acids. Lineage: Eukaryota; Metazoa; Chordata; Actinopteri; Cypriniformes; Cyprinidae. Gene Ontology annotation, molecular function: monoatomic cation channel activity. Gene Ontology annotation, biological process: monoatomic cation transmembrane transport; protein tetramerization. Gene Ontology annotation, cellular component: membrane. The transcript is spliced from 26 exons.